Lindgomyces ingoldianus is the source of this 771-nucleotide messenger RNA. RefSeq lists its product as uncharacterized. The transcript is spliced from 2 exons. NCBI's taxonomy places the organism in Eukaryota, Fungi, Ascomycota, Dothideomycetes, Pleosporales, Lindgomycetaceae. The coding region runs from base 1 to 771 and encodes 256 amino acids. The record is from RefSeq and is a predicted model, not a curated record.
AUGGCGAUUCCCACUAUCGUUGUAGUACCGGGGGCAGCACAUGGCGUGGAGUUCUACUCGUCCCUGUUAUCGAGCCUCGAAGCCAAGGGCUAUCCAGCCAUCUGCCAGAAUCCUCCCAGCAUCACUGCAGAGGACGCAACAACCGUCACUGUCGAUGCUGAUGUCAGCUUCGUUCGGAAUCAGGUGCUUACCCCUCUCCUCGCGGAAGGCAAGGACAUCGUCCUUCUGAUGCAUUCGUACGGUGGCACCUACGGAGCCGCAGCUGUCCAAGGCUUGAGCAAAAAGGAGCGGUCCGAGAAAGGAGAACAAGGUGGAGUUAUUGGCUUGAUUUACGCGGCAUCUUUCACUUCCGAACCCGGCCAAUCGGCGCUGGCAACAUUGAACAUUACGACCCUGCCUGGAUGGGUUGCUACUGGGAGCAAGCCUGGAACACUCACCUUCUCUGACCGAACGUGGUUGUGGCCAGAUAUCUCGGCCGAGGAGGCCGCGGAAUGGAUGUCAAAGCUUAGCCCCGUUUCGAUGACCGCCCUGGCAACUCCAAUCUCUUAUGCACCAUUCCAGGAUCCCUACUACAACGAUUCCUUGGCAUACGUGCAUCUCCUUCGGGACGCUAUUGUUCUGCCAGAACUUAGGGAGAUAUAUAUUGAGAAGAGUGGUAUUACGCUUACGGCUAGUAUUGACGGUCCGCAUGGCAUUGGUGUUGAGGUCACGGAAGAGGUGGCCAAUGUCGCCGUCGAGCUGGUGGAAAAGUUUGUCACUCGAGCUUCCUAG